CCCUCCCAAACUCGUAAAGCAUUAAAUUCUUCUUCCAAAAAAAAUUUCUGAGCUUUCUGAAUGGAAAAGGCCAAGACAAAACCCAAUUGGGUCAGGGGGAGCUGUAUAGGCAGGGGCUCGUUCGGGACCGUCAGCCGCGCCGUCGACAAGUCCGACGGCGGGGUUUUCGCGGUCAAGUCCGUCGGCCUCGGGCCCGGCUCGGAGGCCCGGGCGGAGGCCUUGGAGAACGAAAUCCGGAUCCUCCGGCGUCUCUCGUCGCCGUGGGUGGUGGCGUACCUCGGCGACGACAUGACGGUGGAGGACGGCGCUGUGGAGCCGUUCCGGAACCUCCACUUGGAGUACUUGCCGGGUGGCACCGCGGCUGACCUGGCGGCCGACGCGGACGACGAGGGCAUUGUGCGGUCGUUAACCUGGUGCGUCGCGUCCGCUCUGAGUUACGUGCACUCGUUGGGUAUCGUCCACUGCGACGUCAAGGGGAGGAACGUGUUGCUGGGCCCCGCACGGUACGCGGCGAAGCUAUCCGAUUUCGGGACGGCGGCGGAGUCGGCUGCGGCGCCACGUGGGAGCCCGCUGUGGAUGGCACCGGAGGUAAUUCGGGGGGAAUACCAGGGGCCGGAGUCGGACGUGUGGUCAUUGGGGUGUACGGUGAUCGAGAUGGUGACGGGGAAGCCGGGUUGGGAGGACCGCGGCGCCGACACGCUGUGUCGGAUCGGGUACUCCGACGAGCUGCCCGAGUUACCGACGCGGUUGUCUGAACUCGGCUUGGAUUUCCUAGACAAGUGUCUCCGAAGGGACAGAACGGAGCGUUGGAGCUGCGAUCAGCUGCUACGGCAUCCGUUUAUAUCGUCGUCGGCAGUUCCGAUUAUGGAUUCUCACCAAUCGCCGCGUUGCGUGCUCGAUUUGUUGGAUACAGAGUUUUGCGAAUUCGACGACGACGACGACGAUGAAGAAGAUGAUAAAUUUCCGGAAUUACCAACUCAGUCUGUUAGAGAUAGAAUUGGUAAAUUAGCUUCUACCACGGGGGUAAAUUGGGAAUCUGAUGGGUGGAUUGAGGUGAGGAAUGUGAUCAGCGAAAAAGCUCCGGAAGUUUCGGAGGCGCGUUGUUGUCGUGGGGGUGACGAAGAAGGGACAAGCUCGGAAUUCUCGAUAUUUUCGAGGACUGAGGGAGAAAUGGAAGGGACAAGUGGGGAAUAUUCUGAUUGGAAAGAAAUUGAGAGGACCAAUUUAGAAUAUUUUGAUUUUGGUGGUGGGAUAGAGGAGGCGGUGGUGGUGGACGGAGGACGACGGUGGCGUGGGAGCGAAGCUGGUACGAGUUGUCGGUGUAAAUUGGGAGGGUGGAAUUGGGUGGCGGACGGUGGGCACGUGGCCGUCACAGCUGGUGGAAUUUUAUUUGUACUUUAUCCUCCUACUUCCUUGUAUUCCACACCAGUAAUGUGUAAGGAUUUGGUUAUGUUUUACCUACUACUCCUAUCUGCUGUAUUAUUCACGUUUUACUUGAUAUACCAAUUCGACGGUCCAUUUGAACUGCUUCCAACUGCAUUACACCGUGUUUCGCCAAGUUUAUUAGUAUUUUUUAAGUGGCAAUGGUAUGUUGCAAGAAUAUGCCUCCACAUAUUUGAACAACCGGCUGACGAAGGAUCGGGGGUGCUGUAG
Messenger RNA from Rhododendron vialii, 1653 nucleotides. Its product is annotated as mitogen-activated protein kinase kinase kinase 18-like. The record is from RefSeq and is a predicted model, not a curated record. Gene Ontology annotation, molecular function: ATP binding; protein kinase activity. The transcript is spliced from 2 exons. Gene Ontology annotation, biological process: protein phosphorylation. The coding region runs from base 61 to 1653 and encodes 530 amino acids. Lineage: Eukaryota; Viridiplantae; Streptophyta; Magnoliopsida; Ericales; Ericaceae.